Puccinia triticina is the source of this 900-nucleotide messenger RNA. RefSeq lists its product as uncharacterized. NCBI's taxonomy places the organism in Eukaryota, Fungi, Basidiomycota, Pucciniomycetes, Pucciniales, Pucciniaceae. Bases 1 to 900 code for a protein of 299 amino acids. The record is from RefSeq and is a predicted model, not a curated record. The transcript has 3 exons.
AUGGCCGGAAUCCAACCGCAACAAGGAGCAAGCACAGAAGAACCCCCGGAGGCGGCAGAAGAAGCGGUGGAUGAAGUCCCGGACCUGAACCCGCCAAAGAAGACGAAGAAAGGAGCGGGGCAAAAAGAGGCGAGUAGGAAAAUCGCCACCCGGUCGACAUCAAAAGUCCCAGAGGAACCGAACCAACCGUUAGCCGCCCAACCCAGCGAGCGCGAUGGAUGGGAGGAGCUGUUGAUGGACGUAGGCAUACAGACGGGAAAAGGCGCCUAUAAACCAGAGGAACAAUCGGAUAUCACGACGAACGAUCAAACGUCGAAGAAACGAGGAAGGCCAGGGUCGGCGUCGAACCCAGUCGUAGCAGACGAAGAAGCAACCCGAUCGCGGACCCAGGGAGCAGUCCCAGCCUGGAAGAUUCAGGAGACAUUGGUCACGAUGGUGGAAAGGGCGAUGAAGGCAGAGGCCGACGGUGACAUGGCACUGGCGGGUCGGUUAUACGACAUAGGAGCCGGCCUAGGGAGAGCGGUGCCAACGAAAACCCAGGCCGUGGCUGAUCGAGACGAAAGAUCCACGAAGCAACCAUACCCGGCGGUACCAGGCCUCAAGGUCCCCGUCCCAGUAACCAAGGGGAACGAUUCGGCCAACUGCUACAAAGAGAGACAGCAAUCAGAAGUGACCAAGUCAAGCGGGACGACGACCAAGAUCCGAAGCAACCAAACCAGCAAAGAAGAACUUCGCCAGACGCUGCAAAGGGUCAAGAGAGGAAUGGGAACGGCGGUCAAAAGCAAGGUCAAGGGGGGUAUAAGGGCAACCGAUACAACCCGCGACAUGGCGAAAGAGACGGCGGAAGAGACGGUGGUCGAGACGGAAACCGAAGGAACUUUUAGUAGGCUACAAAUCUAA